AUGUACACGUGCGUCAGCGGUCAAAUAUUACUAUGCGAGGCUCAUCCGAACGUCAAACUAUCCAAAGACAUCUUCUACAGCUUGAUUGUCAAGUCUUCAGGCAGUGCCACUCGGCUAAUACGUCUCCUGAUGAAAAGUUUCUUCACUCAAGAUGAACUAGCCGCUUCAUCUCUGUCCGGUGAGGGAAUUUACAAACAACGUCUGGAACCGAGUGUCACAGAGGCGAUUAAAAUCUUCAUCCGACGUCGACAUCCACAACUAAAGACUGGUUCGAUCAAUCUGUGCAUGACAGACGUCUGCGUCCAAGCUCGUCGGGUAGCAAACAACCAACGCAGUCGUCAACAUCCAAUCCGAUUAACCAACUUCUCGAGCACAAACAACUCAAACUCUGGUGUCCCAUCUCCCGAGCACAGUACGGAGUCAUCCGGCCCAAUCGGUUGCAAUGUUCUUCUCUUGAAAGAUCGGACAACAACCCCAUCUGCAGCCCCAUGCACCACCGGAUCGACUGUUGAUUUGUCUAUCUCCACGGGAAUGGAUGUGAAUCCUCUGUCCAGUUCACAGGCUUCUGGUGCUGCUCUUAUGGACAUGAGUGCGUGGAAUAAAACCGGCUUAGCAGAAUCGCCGAGUUCCGUGAUGAGAUUUUCACCGCAAGAUUGGAUAAACGAGAGAAUGGUUAACUCUACAGCAACUUUGGAUGCAAUGGAGUCCCGACAAAUGGAGAUGAGCACGCCAAGAGACCACGAUUCGAUGCCUGAAGCUAAAAGCUCGCCACAAAUGACUCUCAAGACAAUCACAACGAAUUCAGAUGAGAUUGAAGAAUCCCGAUAG
Molecule: messenger RNA, 828 nt
Organism: Echinostoma caproni
Lineage: Eukaryota; Metazoa; Platyhelminthes; Trematoda; Plagiorchiida; Echinostomatidae
Source: the annotation of a GenBank genome assembly